CCGGGCUCCAUCCCCGUCACCGACUGCCUGUUCUGCUGCCGUCACUCCAAGUCUCUCAUGAAGAACGUCGCCCACAUGACCAAAGUCCACAGCUUCUUCAUCCCCGAUGUGGAGUUCCUCGUCGACCUCAAGGGCCUCGUCCGCUACCUCGGAGAGAAAGUCGGUGCUGGAAACGUGUGUUUGUGGUGUAACGAGAAGGGCCGCUCGUUCUACUCGACAGAGGCGGUACAGAGUCACAUGACGGACAAAAGCCAUUGUAAACUCUUCACAGACGGCGACGCUGCUCUGGAGUUUGCAGACUUCUACGACUUCAGGAGCAGCUACCCAGACAGGAAGGAGGGAGAGGAAGCUGAAAUGGACGAAGACGAGCUGCCUGAUGACAAAAACAUGGAGUACGACGACGAAACGCUGGAGCUGACUCUCCCUUCAGGCGCUAAGAUCGGCCACCGCUCCCUCAUGAGGUACUACAAACAGCGGUUUGGCGCUCAGAGGACGGUGGCGCUGAGCCACAAUAAGAACGCAGUCGGCAGAGUCCUGCGGCAGUACAGAGCUCUGGGCUGGGGAGGAGACAGAGGUAAGAUUCACACACACAACAUGAAAAAACUGUGUUUUUAUAGAGAGAAACAGGUAAGAGCAGAUCUGUACCGGCCUGAAACCUGAAUGUCUCUUUUCUCUUUGCUCUCAGCUGUCUCGCUUUGCCGGCGUUUAAUUUUGUGUUUUACUCAGUUGUGCAGCACCUCUUCACUUUACA
Plectropomus leopardus (leopard coralgrouper) is the source of this 751-nucleotide messenger RNA. The record is from RefSeq and is a predicted model, not a curated record. Lineage: Eukaryota; Metazoa; Chordata; Actinopteri; Perciformes; Serranidae.